GCUGAAAGGACGACAAGGAUGCCCAGACAGAGACUUAUUGCUUCAGAGAGCGAUGUCAGCAUUGAAGUGAAUGAUGAUGCCAUUAACCAUGAGGCGGAGGUGGAUGAAAAGACCGAAGAAGAACCGAAAAGGAAGAAGGUCACUAAAAAAAGAAAGAAUCGCAAGAAUCAGGGGACGAAGAAACUACAAGAAGAAGAUGACGGGGAUGGGAUGAGCAGCAUGAAAAGGACUUCCAGGAAUGUCAAAAAUGAAAAAGGAACAGAGCGUAAAGAAACGAAAGACGAAGACGAGGAGCAAAACGAAAAGAAAGAAAGGAAGAACAGAAAACUGAAGAACGAGAAGAAGAAAGAGACAAAGAAAGUAGAGACAACCUCUGAGGAGGAGUCAUCUGAGGAAGAGGAGGAGGAGAAGGAAGAGGAGGGGGUGGAUAAUGAUGAAGGAGAUGAAGGUAUAUUGGGCUCUUUGUCACCAGAGGAAUUGGAGAAACUGAAGGAGGCAGUGGAUGAAAAGAAGAAGCUCAUUAUCACUCUGAGAGCAAAACCAUGGCCCAUGAGGAAAAAACUCCUCACUCUGAGGGAGUCUCAGAGGUUUGUGGAGAAAUAUGAAGGGGCUCUGGGCAAGGGCAAAGGCAGGAAACUCUACGCCUACAAGGUCAUGAUGAUGAAGAAAUGGAUGAAGUUUCAGCGUGACUUUGAAAACUUCAAGACGGCAUGCAUCCCUUGGGAAAUGAAAAUAAAGGAAAUUGAAAGUCAUUUUGGCUCAUCUGUGGCCUCGUACUUCAUAUUUCUGCGGUGGAUGUAUGGUAUUAACAUGAUCCUCUUUGGUCUGACGUUUGGUUUGGUCAUGGUUCCAGAGGCACUGAUGGGAAAACCGUAUGGGAGUUUGCCCAGGAAGACUGUACCCAGAGUGGAGCAGGCCAGUGCCAUGGACUUUGCUGUCUUAUGGGACUUUGGGGGAUAUGCAAAGUACUCAGUCCUCUUCUAUGGCUACUACAACAACCAGCGUGCCAUUGGCUGGCUUAAGUUCCGCAUGCCCCUGUCUUACUUCCUGGUUGGGGUGGGCACAGUGGCCUACAGCUACAUGGUGGUCAUUAGAACGAUGGCAAGGAAUGCCAAUGAACAAGGGGGUGGAGAUGACACCAGUUUCAACUUCAGCUGGAAGAUAUUCACCAGCUGGGAUUACCUCAUCGGUAAUCCAGAAACAGCUGAUAACAAGUUCGCCUCCAUCACUACCAGUUUCAAGGAGGCUAUUGUGGAGGAGCAAGAGAGCAGGAAAGAUGACAACAUCCACCUGACCAGGUUUCUGAGAGUUCUGGCGAAUUUCUUGGUAAUGUGCUGCCUGGCUGGCAGCGGGUACCUGAUCUACUUUGUGGUGAGACGGUCCCAGAAGUUUGCUCUGGAGGGACUUGAAAACUAUGGUUGGUGGGAAAGGAACGAGGUAAAUAUGGUGAUGUCACUGCUGGGAAUGUUCUGUCCGAUGUUAUUUGACGUGAUCAGUACCCUGGAGAACUACCACCCCCGCAUUGCCCUGCAGUGGCAGCUGGGACGGAUCUUCGCCCUUUUCCUCGGAAACCUCUACACCUUCAUCAUUGCCCUGAUGGAUGCUAUUAACCUAAAGAGAGCAGAGGAAGAAGUGGUGAAAAUGAAUAUGACCAUAUGGAUGGCUAGUCUGUAUAAUGGAAGCCUGCCAGAGAAUACCACAGCAUCCAUGAUCGCAGUCGACCCAGCAGACGUCCCCCGCGGCCCAUGCUGGGAGACAAUGGUGGGACAGGAGUUUGUCCGUCUCAUUAUAUCUGACACCAUGACAACCUACAUCAUGCUGCUGACUGGUGACUUCCUGAGGGCGGUACUAGUGCGUUUCCUGAACCACUGCUGGUGCUGGGAUCUUGAGUAUGGCUUCCCCUCAUACUCAGAGUUUGACGUCAGUGGAAAUGUGCUGGGACUCAUCUUCAAUCAGGGAAUGAUAUGGAUGGGUGCUUUCUAUGCCCCCUGUCUGCCGGCCCUGAACGUCCUGCGUCUGCACGUCUCCAUGUACCUGCAGUGUUGGGCUGUGAUGUGCUGCAAUGUUCCUCAGGAGAGAGUCUUCAAAGCCUCUGGCUCCAACAACUUCUACAUGGCUAUGCUUCUCGUCAUCCUUUUUCUUUCCACCCUUCCUGCCAUCUAUACCAUCGUAACCAUCCCCCCGUCCUUUGACUGUGGACCCUUCAGUGGCAAGAACAGGAUGUUUGAUGUGAUUCAGGAGACGUUGGAGACUGAUUUCCCUGCCUGGUUUGGGAAAGUUUUUAGCUACGCCUCGAACCCUGGCCUGGUCCUUCCUUUCAUACUAGUCAUGGUUCUGGCAAUCUAUUACCUGCAGUCUACCUCUAAAACCUACAAGCAAGCCAACAUUGAGCUUAAGAAGAAACUUCAAACACAAAAUGAAGAGAACAAAAAGAAGAAUAAACUCGCUGCUCAAAAGGCAGCUGAUGAUUUGAAAGAGGCCAAGAACACAGCAUCUCAGCUCCUGUCCACACAGACCAAUAACAAUGCCUCAGACCCAGGUGAGAAUUCACACUCUAACAUCAUGACCUCGUCAGUCAAAACACUAAGUCGACUUAAUGAAGAUGGCAGAGAGAACAAUACACAGGCCAGCAUGGACGCUACACACAUACACGCUCAUCACACGCUGCUCGAGGAACAUCAAACCCCCACUCCCCUCACACACGACCCCCCGUUGCACGGAGUCAUCUACCCGGUCACCCACGACAACCAGAGCCAACAACGCAGAGGGGCUCACAUUUUCAGAGACGCUGAUUUCCAUGUAGACGCUCACCCGGGGAUGCUGACGUCUGUUCGACAAAACUAA
Molecule: messenger RNA, 2844 nt
Organism: Chanos chanos (milkfish)
Lineage: Eukaryota; Metazoa; Chordata; Actinopteri; Gonorynchiformes; Chanidae
Gene: tmc1
Product: transmembrane channel-like 1
Exons: 21
Coding region: 19-2844 (941 amino acids)
Biological process (GO): detection of mechanical stimulus involved in sensory perception of sound; vestibular reflex
Cellular component (GO): plasma membrane
Molecular function (GO): mechanosensitive monoatomic ion channel activity
Source: RefSeq, a predicted model, not a curated record